CGUCCACGAUUAACCAUAUACUCUUUUGACAGUGAUACGUAGUACCUUCUUCUUACUCUGUGACAGUGAUUCAGCUAAAGUCAAAGAGGCUUUAUGUUUGUGGCAUUUUAUACACAACGUUGCUAAAGCAAAAAUAUUGCAAUUUUUCUUUCCUUUACUUAACUUAAAAUGACAGACAAACAGAAAGUGGAUCUGGGUUUACUCGAAGAAGACGAUGAGUUCGAAGAAUUUCCCGCGGAAAAUUGGGGAACCGAAGACGCUGAUGAUGAAGAUGUGUCAGUUUGGGAGGAUAAUUGGGAAGAUGAUAUAGUUCAAGAUGAUUUCAAUCAACAAUUAAGACAGCAACUUGAAAAACUGAAAGAAACAAACAAGUCUUAGAAUUACUUAGCAUAGUACUAGAUUUAAUACCUUUUUUAACAUCAACAUAUUUCUAAAUUCUCAAUAAUAUUACCUAAUUAGAAAAUGAGUACCUAUUUAUUGGUCAUAACUUUUGGCAUCAUU
Diatraea saccharalis (sugarcane borer) is the source of this 501-nucleotide messenger RNA. Lineage: Eukaryota; Metazoa; Arthropoda; Insecta; Lepidoptera; Crambidae. The record is from the annotation of a GenBank genome assembly.